Molecule: messenger RNA, 2154 nt
Organism: Aphis gossypii (cotton aphid)
Lineage: Eukaryota; Metazoa; Arthropoda; Insecta; Hemiptera; Aphididae
Exons: 3
Coding region: 1-2154 (717 amino acids)
Source: RefSeq, a predicted model, not a curated record
AUGCCCGUCCAUGACCGACGUGAGGCUUUGCGCAAAAAUCGAUUAUGCUAUGCUUGUUUGUCCGAUCAAGAUAUGGUUUCUCAGUGCGCAGUCACCAAGCCAUGUUCCAGGUGCGACGACAAACAUCACUCGUUAGUCCACCGAAAUAACGCUUCGGAAUCGAACGCCACAAUCGACAAUAUAGCCCCUAUAGAUCCAACCGUAACUGUCUCGUCCAUGACGAGUUCAGUGAUACAUCGUAACGUUAUGUUAGGCACGGCGCUCGUACACAUUCGUAAUCAUUCCGGUUCUGUGCACACCGUACGGGCUUUAAUCGACGGGGGUUCUCAAAUUAGUGUGUUGACGACGCGCUGUGUUGAUCGUCUCGGAUUGAAACUCAAACGUUGGACAGCGGCUGUGACAGGUCUGGCUGGCGUCGAAGUCCCGUCGGUGGUUGGUCAAGUCAAGUGCGUGAUGACCCCUCGUUAUGCGGAUACACCGCAAAUACCCAUAUCCGCUUGGGUGUUAAAUAAUAUUACCAGUUCAAUGCCUACUCGUCCCAUGCCUUCCGAUGUCAAAGACCGAUAUAGUAAUCUCGCUAUGGCAGAUCCAAGUUUCGAUCAGCCUGGUCCGAUUGAUUUGUUGAUAGGGGCCGACUUGUACCCUCUGGUGAUGGAAAGUGGAAAAGUGGUAGUUGGUGAAGAUCUUCCCGCUGCAUUUAGUACUAUUUUCGGUUGGAUAAUCGUCGGUUUAGUUCCAAAAUCUCCUAUGGGUGAGCCCCAUUGUGGAUUGGUUUCCCUGUCAGUGUCUUUGGAGGAGACUUUAAACAAGUUCUGGCAAGUUGAAGAGCCUGACGCAGCCCCACGCGAAUUUACCGAAUAUGGUCAAUGUGAACAGAUUUUUUGUAACCAAAUGUCUCGACUUGAUGACGGACGGUUUUCGGUACCAUUACCUUUUCGCGUCCCGGUUAGUCCUGACACGUUUGAAGGUUCGCGUCAACUUGCAUUGAAACAUUUCAUUCAUCUCGAACGUAAAUUACAGUCCAACCCGGCUUUGUACGAUUCGUAUCGACUUUUUAUGCAUGAAUACCUUAGUUUGGGCCAUAUGUCCAUUGCAACCAGUCCCGGGAUAUAUUAUAUUCCCCAUCAUGCGGUAUUAAAGGACCCUUCUGAUUUGUCCAAGGUUAGAGUGGUAUUUGAUGCGUCGGCAACCGGUUUCUCCGGUCGUUCUUUAAACAGUUGUUUACACGUCGGUGCAAAAUUACAACAAGAUAUUAUCGAUAUCCUGUUACUUUUCCGUACUUACCAUUACGUCUUUACCACAGACGUGUGUAAAAUGUACAAGCAAAUUUUAAUUAACCCUGAAUUUCGACCGUAUCAGCACAUUUUUUGGCGUUCCUCUCCUACUGAACAGUUGAUAGAGUAUGAGCUCAAUACGGUUACGUAUGGCGUGACUUGUGCACCAUUUUUAACUCUUAGAGUACUACAGUUCAUCGCUGAAAAUGACUGCGAGGGUGCUCCCGCCGUGCGGGAAGCUUUGUUGCGACAAACUUAUAUCGAUGACGUGUUCAUGGGAGCUGAUACCAUGGAGGAGUUAAUCAGUUAUCAGUCCCAAUUAUUGGACAUAUCGCUUCGUGCUGGCUUCCGUCUAAAGAAGUGGCUUAGCAAUUCGGACCAAGUGUUGAAUAAUAUUCCCCUCAGUGAUAGGGUCCAUAAAAUUCGCCAGUUAGUCCCACAGUGUAUUUGGGGUCAUGUCCGCACACAUGAUAAUCCGGCGGAUUGUGCUUCGAGGGGGCUUCCUCCGUCAUCUCUAGUCAACAUGAAGUUAUAUUGGCAUGGGCCCGCUUUCUUGACACAAGCACCGUCGACUUGGUGUCCUGAAAUACCCCCUUUUGAAGGCGGUAUCAUCCUGGAAAUUAAAUCUGUGUCUUUAACCGUCUAUACCCCACCGUUAGAAAUCGAGUGGAUAGAACGAUUUUCUUCUUAUGACCAAAUGUUAAAUGUGGUUGCCUGGGAUCGUCAUCCGGAGGUCCGAGAGAGUCAACAGCAAAAAUGGGCAACAACAAUAACAACAACGAGAGGAUCAACGACAACAAUGAUGGUAUCGGGAUUGUCAAUGCCAUGGUGGUGUCGACCUUCAAGGUGUCGGGUAAAGGCGAAAAAUGUUACACCUUAA